AUAUUUUAUUAUUGCGAUGGAUUUGGGGGUUUUUACUAAUAAAGGAAUCAUUCAUUAUUUGACGGUGUUGUUGUUGAAGACUGUGAAGAAGAAGACUUGAAAAAGAUAGAGAUAGAGAUAGAGAUAGAGAAAGAAGAGAGAUUGCAAAAACAUGAUUAAGAAGACUCAUUGAACAAGAAACCCUAAUUGUUGGUUAGGAUUAUGUUCUUCGGAUACGAUUCAUUGCCGGGAUGCAGUCAAAAUAGGUUAAAUUCUUUCAGUGGUUUCUCGGAGGGACACAUAAGCGACUACACUUUCAGGGGUAGUAGAUAUGCUACCGACAGGAUCGAAAGAAACCCAACUCCAUGACAGCCACAGCCAGAAAGUUCAUCCUCAACCCAUGGAAGAAACCAUGAAUCAGAACCCAGAACUAACAGAAGCGCUGAUAGCUAAACUUUUCACUAACAUUUCCUCUCUGAAAUCAGCCUACAUCCAGCUUCAAGCUGCACACACUCCUUAUGACGCUGACAAGAUUGAAGCUGCCGAUAAACUAGUCAUUUCGGAGCUAAAGAACCUCUCUGAACUUAAGCAUACUUACAGAGACAAUAACCCCAAGCCCGUUUCAGUUUCUCCUCAAGAUUCUCGUCUAGUCGCAGAAAUCCAAGAACAACAAAGCUUGUUGAAGACGUAUGAGGUUAUGGUGAAGAAAUUCCAGUCUCAGAUUCAGACUAAAGACUCUGAGAUUCACCAGUUGCAACAGCGGAUCCAGGAAGCAAACCAGAAGCGGGUGAAAUUGGAAAGGAAACUCAAGUUCAGAGGUGUAUCGGCCAAAGAAUCAGAAGACUUGGAAGACGGAAACGGAUUCUUCUCUGUGGAUUUGACCCCAGAUCUUUUUACAUCUUUAGUAGAAUCUGCUUUUAACGCUAUCCAUGAUUUCGCUAAACCGUUGAUCAACAUGAUGAAAGCUGCAGGCUGGGAUCUGGAUGCAGCAGCUCAUUCGAUUGAACCCACAGUCAUUUAUGCAAAGAGGGCUCAUAAGAAAUAUGCAUUUGAAUCCCACAUCUGUCAAAGAAUGUUCAGUGGGUUUCAGGAAGAGAGCUUCUCAGUUAAACAUGAUGACGUUACGAUCUCUAAAGAGAGUUUCUUCAAUCAGUUCCUUGCCAUGAGAAAAACGGAUCCCUUGGACAUCUUGAGCCAAAAUCCAGACUCUAUUUUUGGGAAAUUCUGCAGAAGCAAGUACUUGGCUGUUUUCCCCCUAAAGAUGGAGGCGUCGUUCUUCGGGAAUUUGGAUCAACGGAACUAUGUUUUGAGUGGUGGACAUCCUAGAACACCAUUCUAUGAAGCAUUUCUGAAACUGGCAAAGUCGAUCUGGCUUUUACACCGUAUGGCUUACUCGUUCGAUCCUAAAGCAAGAAUUUUUCAAGUCAAGAGAGGAAGCGACUUCUCCGAAGUUUACAUGGAAAGUGUGGUGAAGAACAUUUUGAUGGACGAGAAUGAUGAGAAUCCAAAAGUUGGACUCAUGGUUAUGCCUGGUUUCUAUAUAGGAGGAAGUGUGAUCCAGUCCCGUGUUUACCUCUCCGGAGUUAAAUGCGCUGAUUAGUCUUGGUGGUAUACUGGUAAUAUAUAUUUUCGUGUGUUUAUUUUAUGUGCUAGUUUGGUCUCCCUUGUAUAAAAAGGUUGCAGUUGUGAUUUAUGUGCUGGGCAGGCAAGUUUUAUUCAAGAAUUUUCAGUAGUUGUCAGGUCAAACCUGAAUUUAAGGUCUGAAUGACUGUAAUCGAGGAUUUAUUAUAGUUGUGGAAUAUAAGGAUAAAUUAGUAAAAGUCGGAAGGAAAUUCAAAUGUACUUGUAUUAUUCACUCAGAUAUUAGAUUCAACUCAUAGUUGUAACUUGUAAGCCCUAGAAUUCAGUUAUUGGUGUGUGAACUUUGCUUUAGUGUUCAAUUUAAUUU
Molecule: messenger RNA, 1927 nt
Organism: Papaver somniferum (opium poppy)
Lineage: Eukaryota; Viridiplantae; Streptophyta; Magnoliopsida; Ranunculales; Papaveraceae
Product: protein GRAVITROPIC IN THE LIGHT 1-like
Exons: 3
Coding region: 311-1579 (422 amino acids)
Biological process (GO): response to red or far red light; negative gravitropism
Source: RefSeq, a predicted model, not a curated record